This is a messenger RNA of Penicillium nucicola, 1242 nucleotides long. RefSeq names its product phosphoglycerate mutase family protein. The record is from RefSeq and is a predicted model, not a curated record. The coding region runs from base 1 to 1242 and encodes 413 amino acids. Gene Ontology annotation, cellular component: cytoplasm. Lineage: Eukaryota; Fungi; Ascomycota; Eurotiomycetes; Eurotiales; Aspergillaceae. The transcript has 3 exons. Gene Ontology annotation, molecular function: phosphatase activity.
AUGUCAGAAUCAAAGUACAGUUACACCACAGUUCCAGGUUAUUUCCUGCAGGAUGACCCGUCCACUGACCCAGCCACCUUCGACUAUGCCAAAGCAGACUUCGGCCUGAUCGCCAAGUCCUACGACACAGAAAAAGAAUCAGAAAACACCCCAAGUAGCCAAUGGCAAUCCUUCGCCGAACACAUCAAAACCCUCAACGCCAACCCCCACCAAAAAUACAAAGUCCUCUUCCUAGGACGACACGGCGAAGGCGUCCACAACGUCGCCGAGACUCGCUAUGGCACGAAAGCAUGGGAUGAACACUGGUCCCUCCUAGACGGAGACGAGCACGGAAGCUGGGUCGACGCCCGCCUUACCGAGAAGGGAAUCGACCAAGCAAAGACCGCCCACGCUGCUUGGACCGAGCAGAUCAAGAAAGGCGUUCCAGCGCCGCAGACUUACUAUGUUAGUCCCUUGAACAGGUGUCUGGCUACGGCCCAGGUCACCUUUGCCGGUUUGCCUAUUCCUGGCACGGAGCCGUUCAAGCCUAUCGUCAAGGAGGUUGGUCAUCUACUCCCCUGUUACUCUGUUAUUCUCCGAGCAUUCCACAGUACAAAUCCAUGUCUAUGGAUGGUAUACUGUAUAUGUUAUGCUAUGCUAUGCUAUGCUAUAACGUUACAACAAUAUCUGACUCUAACCCAGCUCCUCCGCGAAACAAUGGGCCAACACACCUGUGACAAGCGGUCUCCUGCAACAUCUAUCAAAUCCGAAUACCCAGAAUACAGCCUAGAAACAGGUUUCACGGAAACGGAUGAACUCUGGGACGCGAAGACCCGCGAAUCAGACGAAGACCGUGACGCUCGACUGCGUCGGUUCCUGGACGAUGUCUUCGACUCCGAUGACAAUAUCUUCGUUUCUAUGACUGCCCACUCUGGUGCUAUCAGUAGUAUCUUGCAGGUUGUUGGGCAUCGCCGGUUCCCGCUUGCAACUGGGGGUGUUAUUCCUGUUGUUGUUGCUGCCGAGAAAGAGACGGUGCAGUCUACGCCUACGCCUGCGGCUGCGUCUGCGCCUGGCUCUGCGCGCGAUCCUGAGAUGAUGAGGACUUCUAUGGCUACGCUUAUGGCUUUGCUUGAACGGGCUGAUGGGGAUGGGCGGUUGUCUAAGUUGAUGAGUGCGGUUUCGGGGGGACGGGCGACGAAGGAGGAGAUGGAGGAGUUUACGGCUAUUGUUAAUAAGCAGGCUUUUCCAAAUGAAGGGAAAUGA